Molecule: messenger RNA, 1398 nt
Organism: Penicillium manginii
Lineage: Eukaryota; Fungi; Ascomycota; Eurotiomycetes; Eurotiales; Aspergillaceae
Product: putative l-fucose permease
Exons: 5
Coding region: 1-1398 (465 amino acids)
Biological process (GO): transmembrane transport
Molecular function (GO): transmembrane transporter activity
Source: RefSeq, a predicted model, not a curated record
AUGUCCUCAUUCUGGAAGAGACGCAGUUUGAAGGUGCGCGACGGCGACAGGACUCGCGCUGCCGAAUUAACCCUGCGCGAGUCGCUGUAUCCGAUUUGUCUUGUUACGAGUCUCUUCUUCCUGUGGGGCUUCUCUUACGGGCUGCUCGACACUUUGAACAAGCAUUUCCAGGAGACUCUUAAUAUCUCCAAGGCAAGAUCCUCGGGCCUUCAGGCUGCCUACUUUGGUGCAUAUCCUCUCGCAUCUCUUGGUCACGCGGCAUGGAUUCUUCGUCACUAUGGUUAUCGAGCUGUCUACAUCUGGGGACUCUUCCUCUACGCUGUGAAAGGCCUGGGCGCUCUCCUUGCAAUCCCUGCAAUUAAACAGCACUCAUUUGGAGGCUUCUGCGCUUGCAUUUUUAUCAUCGGAAAUGGUCUCGGAUCGCUAGAAACAGCCGCUAAUCCAUACAUUGCCAUCUGCGGGCCGCCAAAAUACUCUGAAAUCCGUAUCAACCUCUCCCAGGCGUUCAACGGCAUCGGAACAGUGGUCGCACCAGUUCUUGGCUCAUAUGUGCUGUUCGAUUUCGACGACCAAAAGGCACUGGAGAACGUCCAGUGGGUGUACACCGCGAUCGCAAUUUUUGUCUUCACGCUUGCCGUGGUCUUCUUCUUCUCAACCAUCCCAGAAAUCACUGAUGCGGAUAUGGAAUACCAGGCUCAGGAAACAGGAGCUGGUGAUAAUGAAAAGCCUCUAUGGAAGCAGUACCGCCUGUUCCACGCGGCCUUUGCGCAAUUUUGCUACACCGGCUCGCAAGUAGCUAUUGCAGGAUAUUUUAUCAAUUAUGUCACCGAGACUCGUCCGGGAACGAGCUCCAGCCUGGGGAGCAAGUUUCUCGCUGGGGCUCAAGCCGCGUUCGCUGUCGGCCGAUUCGUCGGGGUCAUCCUGAUGCACUUCUACAGGCCUCGAUGGGUAUUUGCCGUUUUCCUGACCAUGUGCAUCAUUUUUGUCGCACCAUCCAUUACCCAGCGAGGAAACACUGGCAUGUCAAUGCUCUAUGUUGUGCUGUUUUUCGAAUCGAUCUGUUUCCCGACCAUUGUCGCUCUGGGUUUGCGCGGACUAGGUCAUCACACGAAGCGAGGGUCUGGAUUCAUCAUUGGUGGUGUCAUCGGCGGUGCAUGUGUCCCACCGCUCCUAGGUGUCGCAGCAGAUGCUCGCAGCACGAGCUUUGCAAUGGUUGUUCCGCUCUGCUUCUUUGUCGCGGCCUGGACUUAUCCGAUCUGUGUCAACUUUGUGCCCUCAUACCGUAACUGCGCUGAUGCGUAUACUGCAGUUGAUGUCGGUCUUCGUCCCCAGGGAACUGGUGCUGAUGAAGAAAAGGGAAGCCAGCAGAUGACAGAAAUGGUUGAGGAGGGACAGUAG